This is a messenger RNA of Amphibalanus amphitrite, 1692 nucleotides long. RefSeq names its product C-type mannose receptor 2-like. The transcript is spliced from 3 exons. Lineage: Eukaryota; Metazoa; Arthropoda; Thecostraca; Balanomorpha; Balanidae. Gene Ontology annotation, biological process: biological process involved in interspecies interaction between organisms. The coding region runs from base 414 to 1514 and encodes 366 amino acids. Gene Ontology annotation, cellular component: external side of plasma membrane. The record is from RefSeq and is a predicted model, not a curated record. Gene Ontology annotation, molecular function: carbohydrate binding.
ACUUCCCCGACUGAUAUGUACACAAUACACAUAUCCUCCCUUGGGUCACUUCAUCCGGAAGUUGGUCCGGUGCCCCCCCCCCGGCCCCGGGGUCGCGCAACCUCAGUAAAACCCAAAAAUUCUCCCCUGACUGGGUGGGAUCGAUUACGUGCUCAAAAAGACGGGCACAUGUUCCCUCUGAAGUUUAUUGAAGGGCACCAGUGACCAGAGAUAGUCACGCUAUUUUUUGCUGAUCACCGCGAGGUCAUAUUCGCAGAUGUACAUCAGCUCAGGCACUUGAACAUACCUACAUGCAACGCUAAAAACGCCAUCCCAUUCCUCUUGUCUGCCCAAACGGCUGUACAAACCUUAUAGCUCACGUUUGACGGCAAAAUACAGUUCGGCGACCUAUUUUAGGGCAAUUGUGACAACACAUGGCGAGACGCGGCACGCUGGAUCUGUUUUUGCAGCAGCGCUCCGACGUUCGGUUGGCGACGGGGGGUAUAAAAUGGUCCCGCCGAUCCACGGCACAUCAUCAUCGUCCGCUGGUCAGUCAUCGCUUCGUCGUCGCCAUGGUCGUCGCUCGCGUUUCGCUGUUGGCCGCUGUCAGCCUGAUGAUGGGGCUGCAGUUAGCGGCACCGUCCACUGCGGCUCCCGCCAGCGGACAGGAUUGUCCCACUGGGUGGGAGGGGCCGCACAGAGAUAUCUGCUACCGACUGAGUGAGGACGCUCGCAGCUGGACGGACGCCAAGGCCAACGGCUGUGAGGCGCUGAGCGGCGGCGCCUACCUGGCCUCCGUGACGUACGCCAACAAAGCGUUCCUGUCGAAGCAGGAGUCCAUCAUCGGCUCGGACUACUACUGGGUGGGCCUGCGCUCCGGGGACGCCGAGUGGAACAGCGGCACGGCGGCUGCCGAGCCGGUGGAUUACACCAACUGGGAGCUGGUGCGUCACCAGGAGCCCAGCGGCUCCAGAAUCACCAACGACGACUGUGUGAUGGUCACGACCGCCAGCGCGCCGGCCGAGUUCCAGCCGGCCGGCAGCUGGAUGGACUGGGACUGCAACUACCAGACCCCGGCCAUCUGCCAGGUCCAGCAGAACUCCGACGGCUCCUGCUCCGAUGGCUGGACAAGCGUUGGCUCCGACUGCUACGCCAUGACAGAGGCUUUGAGUUUCUCGGAGGCCGAGGUGGCGUGCCCCACUAAAAUGGCGGACGCCCGGCUGGCAGCAGUGUCCGACUACGACACGCUGUCUGCAGGUCUGGAUAUCGGCACGGCCGGAUACCUGUGGAUCGGCCUGCGCUCGACGCCUGCUGCUGACGGCGCCCUGCGCUGGCUAGCCAACGGCGAGGAGGUGAGCGACACCCCCUGGAAGUGCAUCAAGUACGACGAGCCUGACAGCGAGCAGAUGGGAUUCGAGGACGCCGACUGCGUGGUGGUAAACGGCCUGGAGGCAGACGACCUGUACCAGGCGGGAGCCUGGUCCGACUACUUCUGCACCGUGGAGUACAAGUACCUCUGCGCCCUCAAACUCUGAGCGCAUCACACGCCGCAAACAAUGGCCGUCGAGGAAAGGCGACAGUGUGUUGGAGCGCUUGUCUCGGGCACUGCUCUAGGUAGCUAUGUGGUUAAGCGUGGAGUUUGAUCACUUUGAGUGGUAUAGAGGGUUAUCUUCGUGAGCUCAGACCGACGAAAAAUAUGUAUACAUGUGCACA